AUGUUAAAAGUUAGACAGGAUGCUGAACAGUUGUUUGUCUGGGAACUUGGUGAGGGCUUGGUUAACAUCUGGUGGGAUAAUUGGUCAUUGGAUGGUUGCCUUAUUCAGGACCAGUUUGUCCCAGCUGCCCCUAUGUUUGUGAAAGAUAUCUGGGCUUUUGGCAAGUGGAACCUUGCUCCUAUCAUUCCUUUCUGUAGCCCAUCUCAAUUAAGCAGUAUUCAGAAGCUUACUAUCAAACCUGGGGUGAAAGACAAAAUUGUGGUUAGAAAGAACCCUAUCCCUUCUCAACAACCCCAUCUGGUACACUGGGGUCACACCAUCUGGAAUAAUUUCCUCACCCCAUCCAUGUCCUUCUUCAUUUGGAGACUUUUCUCAAAGAUGAUUCCCACGGAUGACAUCCUAAAGUUGAAGGGUUUGAGGGGUCCUUCUAGAUGUUUUUUCUGCUUGGCUCAAGAGGAAACAAUUUCCCAUCUGUUCUUUGAGUGUCAUUGGGUACAGGAGGUUUGGUCAUUUGUGAUUGGUAAACUUAGAAUCCCAACCUUGCACCUCACAUGGAAGAUGUUCUAUACUAGCUGGGCUGAUUGGAGGGGUGCUGAACUCCAGGACAUCCCCAAUAUUGUGGCAUGGUUUGUGUGGAUGGCAAGGAACCAGGCAAAGCAUGAUAGCUCCCUUAUUGAUCCUAAGAGGGUGGGUCUAAAUUGUAUUGCUUUUAUUCAAAAACUGAUCAACUUUAAAAAGUAUAAGACUGUGUUGGAGAUUGUUUCUUUUCUCAAGCCUCAAACUUCCAAAGUUGUGACUAUCUGCUGGACUCCCCCAAAGCUUGGUUGGAUCAAAAUUAACAUAGAUGGCAGCCAAAAAUCCCAGUCUGCAGGCAUUGGUGGGGUCUUUAGGAACCAUGAGGGGAAAUGCAUAUUAUAUUUCCAAUCUCCAAUCAAGGCUGUUGACUCACUUGAGGCAGAAUGUCAAGCAGUUUUCUGGGCCCUCAACUUAGCCAGAUCUUGCUUGUUUGAUCAAUUAUGGGUUGAAUCUGACUCCUUGCAACUUAUUAACAUCCUCCAUGGGAUCUCAAAAACUCCUUGGAAUUUAAUCUGCUGGAUGUCUGGUAUUCAUCAACUGCUAAAAGUUUGCUCCCUAAAGUUUUCUCACAUUCACAGAGAAGGAAACAGACCAGCCAACUGGCUAGCUAGAAGGGGACUUUUUACAGAAGUUCCACUAGUUAGUAGAAGAAUUCCCCCCCCACUGGACUUCCUUUUAUCCAGUGAUCGUUUGCCUAUCCCUUAUCUUAGAAAGUAUGUGUAA
Molecule: messenger RNA, 1299 nt
Organism: Phalaenopsis equestris
Lineage: Eukaryota; Viridiplantae; Streptophyta; Magnoliopsida; Asparagales; Orchidaceae
Exons: 1
Coding region: 1-1299 (432 amino acids)
Molecular function (GO): RNA-DNA hybrid ribonuclease activity; nucleic acid binding
Source: RefSeq, a predicted model, not a curated record